Messenger RNA from Seriola dumerili (greater amberjack), 1352 nucleotides. RefSeq lists its product as uncharacterized. Bases 86 to 1051 code for a protein of 321 amino acids. NCBI's taxonomy places the organism in Eukaryota, Metazoa, Chordata, Actinopteri, Carangiformes, Carangidae. The transcript is spliced from 5 exons. The record is from RefSeq and is a predicted model, not a curated record.
AUAAGGAAACAAACUGAGCAGAAGUAGUUUGAAUCAGGGGAGGGACUUAACUUCUCUCUCCUAGUUUCUUUUACUGAUUACUACGAUGGCUGCUGAACGAAGAGCUGAAAGAGAGGAAUUUGAGGAGAGUGACAAUGUUUUCAGAACGAAUUCCCUCAUAAUAAUUGAAGAAAUGCUGAAACUGAGUAACCACACUCCAGAAGAUUCUACGAUGUUAGUGGAUGAGAUUCUUCACAGCAUCUUCUUUUUGGGGGGGAUCAACAAGCCAUCGUAUUCCCCAGAGGAUAUUAUGAGUGAUAGGGAGAUGUUGAAUGGGUUGAGGGAACUCUACCCAAACCCUUUUCUCCACUAUUCCUCUCAACUACCAGAGCGGAGUCCAUUUUCAUGUGUGUUAGACAUGAUUGUCCGCCUGAUUGGACAAGAGAAUGAAAACCAAAUAAUAGAAAGGCUCCAAGACAUCAUCAGGCGAAUGUCCAGGGGUCGUGGACAAAAUCUCAUCUCGUUCACCAUCUGUGUCUCUCAGAAGACCGAGGGCCCAGCUUCAGAACGAUACUAUGGAGUCUCCAUGUCCACUUCUGGCCGUCUUCUCGGGAAGAUCAUGGUGGCUGCCUCCUGUUUAAGCGCCUGGGACCGUCAUGUAGCUGAUGCAGUCAUGACCUACUAUCCAGGCAAGAAGACCAAGAAAUCAUACUUUGAUGGAACAAUCCAACUUCCAGAGAGUGUCAGGUGCCAGGCGUUUAGCCUCAGCACAGGAGAUGAAAUGCCUCCAUGCAGAUCAUGUGGGAAUUUAUUUGGUUUGGGCACAGAUGAAGAAGAAAAGUGGCCCUGUGGCAACUGUGCUGAAGUUGAGAGCCUGAGUAACUUGCUCAAAAAAGAGAAUGAAGUAAAAAGGCAAGUACAACCAACAUCUCAGACGUGGACAGAUGAGAACAGACAGACGGCUAUAGAUAAUGUUCGGAAACAUCUUAAAUGUUACCUGCGCACAGAGGGAUUUGAUUGGGAUCAGAAUUUCUACACCCCACAAAGAAUUCAGAUUUUAUAUUAUUUCUAAUUGAUAUAAUGGGGGGAGCUUGGAAUCAGUUACUGUGAUGUAAACUCAGGUUCAUUAUUUGUUUUGAUUUUAUCUCCUGUAACCUCAUCUAGAUAAGAUAAGAAUUUUUUUUAUUUGUUUAUUCAUUUGUGUGUUUCGAUCCUCAUUCUCAGGGACCCUAGGGAAAAAUGGUUACAACAAAUACAUGAAAGCAUAUAAAUGACAUAAAUUAAAAGCAAAUGUAAAUCCGAUUACAUACAUAUGCAUAUAUGUGUACGUGAACAUACAUGUAAUUGAAUUAAACAAGGUAACUUGCAAGUUG